AUGUUGGGUGCAUUUCCUCCUCGCGUACCUCGACUUGAUGGUAUCCCACGACCAGAGGCAUUUCCAAGAGGACUUCCUGGUGUCCCUCGACCCGAGGUAUUUCCAAGGAGAGCGGCUAACAACAACUCGAGAACAACAACAACAACAACAACAACAACAACAACACAGCAAAGACCGAGACAGCACUAUUAUCGGAAGAUAGAGCAACAAACGCAACGUAAAUUCACCGUAGUACCAUGCGUGUCAUUGACGACAGGAUAUAUGGUGAACCCCACAACAAUGGCAGCCAAGUGGGACACGUUUGAGAAUGUCAAGAUUGUUAUCAACUACAAUUUUCGGAAAAUCACCAUCUACUUUUCGACAUGGAUAAUCCUUACGGUGGACGAGUUGCAUAGGCUCGAUGAGCAAACAGUGUACAAAGCCGAGUUUGAUUUUCGCGACCUUGAAGUGCAUAGUUUACACCCUGAGAAAGAUGGCAGCCAAGGCUUUGCUUAUUUCACUUUGAUUGCCAAACAUCCACCUCAGUAUUGGAAAGAGGAUCCUGCACCCUUGUUUACAAAGCAACAAUCAAAAUGGACACGUUCAACAGAGAUCCCCAUGUAUGAUGGUACAACUUCGAUGCCAUCUAUCAGCCCAUUACAACGACAACAGGAAGAUGUUACACAGUACCUGCCACUCGGCGAAUGGACUGCAUUUCGGUUAAAGAUCUCGCUUACAUCAGGAAGUGGCAAGAACCGGUUCCAUGAGGUACUUGAGUUGGCAACAGCAAGUCGAUUGGUUCCCCAUCCCAAUACACGCUAUCGAUGUGACAAGAAGCUCUUUGUGGUGGAUGCAUUUGACUACAUGAUGCGGUUGCCAGGCACCAGCACGCGUCGUCAUGGAUUGUCGUCGGCAACGAUUCCGAGCGCCAUUUUCGAAAAUUUUGACAUGUACUACACGCUUGAGUCGUACUUUUCACACCGAAUCCUUAUUCCUGCCACCGUGGACGAGACGUUUUAUUCAUUGUAUGCAGACAUGACACCUACUCAAGCCUAUAGCGCAUUACGCUACAUGAUGGCCAUGGUGGAUACAGGUCUUGAUGAUGAUGAUGACGACAGCAGCACUGUUACGGGUGGUGCAACAAGUAGCAUUGAAUCACGGCAUAUUUGGAACCCCACUGAAGCCCUACGUGAUUUAAUGCGAAAGCCGCUCUUUGCCGACAUGGUAAAGGAAACCACCCCACGCAACAAACGAAAGAACAAGGACAAUGUCAAGAUUCGAAAGGUGCUUGUCACACCGACCUCGCUUAUUUACGAGCUGCCACAAAGUGAACCUGCCAACCGUGUACUACGUCACUAUAAGCAACAUGCCGAUCGCUUUAUUCGAGUCCAGUUUAUUGAAGAAGGUCAACAUCGUCUUCAAACUUCGUCACGUCCCCACCACAGCAGCGCGGAGGUUUAUCAACGUAUUUCACAUGCACUCAAAUACGGGAUCCAGGUUGGACAGCGUCAUUAUGAGUUCCUUGCCUAUUCAAGUUCCCAACUACGUGAACAUGGAUGCUGGUUCUUUGCAUCGACGGAUACCUUGAAUGUUGACAUGAUUCGUGAGUGGAUGGGUGAUUUCUCUAAUGAGCAUGUUGUGGCCAAGUGUGCUGCUCGUAUGGGCCAGUGCUUUUCGUCGACGUAUCCCACUGUGCAGUUACAAAAGAACCAGGUGUUGGAGAUGAAGGAUGUCAUACGGGAGGUGCGCUCAGAGGAAAAUCCUGAGGAGGCUCCAAAAGUAUAUACAUUUUCGGAUGGUGUUGGAUGCAUCUCGUCUAGCUUGGCAAUGAUGGUGGCUACGAAGAUGCGAUUAUCAGGCACAGCUUAUCCUAGUGCGUUUCAAUUCCGUUUGGGUGGUGCCAAAGGCGUCUUAUCAGUAUCUCCCACGAUUCCCGGUGGCAAACUUGCAUUACGGCCAAGCCAGAAAAAGUUUGAUUCGAAUCAUCGCAUGCUUGAAAUCAAUCGUGUAUCCACUCGCUCGAUCGCUUUCCUCAACAGGCAAAUCAUUGUGAUCCUUUCUACGUUGGGUGUGGCUGAUGAGGCGUUUUUGGAUUUGUUGCAUGAAAUGCUUGAGGAGCUCGAUUGUAUCACGUCCGAUCCAGAUCGCUGCAUAGCCAUGUUACGCGCCAAUUCAGAUGAAGAUGGCAUAUCACGCGAAAUGGCAGCUUUGGUCCAACAUGGUUUUCUUGCAUCGGGUGAUCCUUACAUUGCCCAUUUGCUCCAUGUGUAUCGCUUAUGCAAACUCAAGGAGGCCAAAAAGCGUGCCAAAAUUCCCGUGGUCAAAGGGGCACAUGUACUUGGUGUCAUGGAUGAAACCAAUACCUUGAAAGAGGACGAGGUGUUUUGCCAACUUUCGGAUUCCAGCCACACUGAAGCAUCACGUCAUAUUGUCACGGGCGAAUGCCUCGUCUUUCGAUCACCUUCCUUACACCCUGGCGAUGCACGUGUCUUGAAAGCCGUUGAUUGUCCAGAGCUUAAACAUCUUCACAAUGUCAUUGUGUUCUCGUCAAAGGGCCAACGUGAUGUCCCAAGCAUGUUAUCAGGUGGUGACCUUGAUGGUGACACUUAUAGCAUUAUAUGGGAUGAAAGACUCUAUCCAAGCAGAGAGAUGCGCAAUAGAGAGCCCAUGGAUGUGACACCAUUGGAACCCAAAAAGGUGGAUAACGUGGAGAUCAGCGACAUUCAUGACUUUUUUGUUGAAUACAUUGAAAACGACAACCUGGGUCUUAUUGCCAAUGCACAUCUUGUUCGUGCUGAUCUAUCCGAUGUUGGUGUAUCGGAUCCCAUUUGUAUGGAGUUGGCUCAAUUACAUUCGCAUGCCGUUGACUUUCCAAAGACAGGUGUCAAGGCAACUUUACCCGAUCAAAUGCGUGCUGGAGUCUAUCCCGAUUUCAUGGAAAAGAAGGACAAGCCAUCUUAUGAGUCGCCAAAGAUCCUUGGGCAGCUCUAUCGCUCCAUCAAAUCGGGCGAGUUUCAGCAUUAUCGUGCCCAACUACGCACCAAGAAAACCGAGUACGACAAGCGUUUACGUUAUCCUGGCAUGGAAAAGUACAUUGCACGAGCUCGGCGCAUGAAGCGAUAUUAUGAUGAAGAAUUGACGAGUCUCAUGGACCAAUUUGGUAUCCCCACGGAAGCUGAAUUCAUGACGGGAUGCAUUAUCCGCACGUAUAGGCAGGAUGAGCACAAGAGUUAUUACGAGUUACGAAGCAUGGCACGUCGAGAAAUGAUGCGACUCAAGGAACAUUGGCGAUGUAGCGAGUUUGUCACAUUGAGGAAAAGGGCGAAAAAGUCACCUACGCGUGAGGAGGUUGAGCAAGAUUGUGCCAAAGCAGCAGCCUUUUAUUACGUGACCUAUCAUUGGGAUGAACAAGAAAAGGCACAAUUGUACUAUGGCGCGUACCGCAAGAAUCGCAAUUUGCUACUUAGCUUCGCGUGGUUAGCACAAGAUCUUCUUUUCAGGAUUCUAAAGGAAUAUCAAUUUGGCAUCCUUGCACCCUGUCAAGACCCAAUCGCACCCGUGGAAGAAGAUUACGAGUCAUUUGAAGAAUACCUGGAGUCUGAUUUUAGUGAUGAGGAACCUGUUUCAGAUGAUGGUUGCUAUUGA
Lichtheimia ornata is the source of this 3624-nucleotide messenger RNA. RefSeq lists its product as uncharacterized. The coding region runs from base 1 to 3624 and encodes 1207 amino acids. The record is from RefSeq and is a predicted model, not a curated record. The transcript has 4 exons. NCBI's taxonomy places the organism in Eukaryota, Fungi, Mucoromycota, Mucoromycetes, Mucorales, Lichtheimiaceae. Gene Ontology annotation, molecular function: RNA-directed RNA polymerase activity. Gene Ontology annotation, cellular component: nuclear RNA-directed RNA polymerase complex. Gene Ontology annotation, biological process: siRNA processing.